Colletotrichum spaethianum is the source of this 843-nucleotide messenger RNA. RefSeq names its product casein kinase II subunit beta-2. Gene Ontology annotation, molecular function: protein kinase regulator activity. The record is from RefSeq and is a predicted model, not a curated record. The coding region runs from base 1 to 843 and encodes 280 amino acids. Gene Ontology annotation, cellular component: cytoplasm; protein kinase CK2 complex. Lineage: Eukaryota; Fungi; Ascomycota; Sordariomycetes; Glomerellales; Glomerellaceae. The transcript has 3 exons.
AUGGAUGACUUCGUCAGCGAGUCGGAUAGUGAUUACACGAGCUACUGGCGAGACUGGUUUAUUUCCUCUCGGGGCAACGAAUACUUCUGCGAGAUCGACGAAGAUUACCUCACGGACCGAUUCAACUUGACUGGGUUGAACACGGAAGUACAAUACUACCAGUAUGCGCUAGACCUCAUCACCGACGUCUUCGACCUGGACUGCGAUGAUGAGAUGAGGGAGACGAUCGAGAAGUCCGCGAGACACCUGUACGGUCUUGUACACGCCCGCUUCAUUGUCACGACAAGAGGCCUUGCAAAGAUGGCAAGGUGGAGAGAGAGAGAGCAAUGGGGUCUCGAGCGAACAGCAUGGCUGACAUGCACACUACAGCUCGAAAAGUACAAGAAGGCCGACUUUGGGAAAUGUCCCCGCGUCAUGUGCCACUCGCAUCCUCUGCUGCCCAUGGGUCUCGCCGACAUCCCCAACAUGAAGCCCGUCAAGCUCUACUGCGCCCGCUGUGAGGAUAUCUACAACCCAAAGUCGUCGCGCCACGCGGCCAUCGAUGGUGCCUACUUCGGCACCUCGUUCCACAACAUCAUCUUCCAGGCCUACCCGGCUCUCAUCCCCACCAAGAGCGCCGAGCGUUACGUCCCGCGCGUCUACGGCUUCAAGGUCCACGCCCCGGCCGCCCUCAUCCGGUGGCAACACCAGAAAAAAGACACGAUGCGUCGGCGCCUGCGCAAGAUGGAGGUCGACAGCGGUUUCCGCGACGAGGACGUGCUUGAGGAGGAGGACGACGUCGAAUUCGAGGGCAUAGAUACCACACGCCCAGCAGGCGCCGACGAGGGCAUCGCCAUGGCGUGA